GAUUAAUUAGCUUCGAUCCCAAACUCCAUUCAAGCAUGGCUUCAGCCAUUGCCUCCUCCAUCUUCCUUUGCCUCCUUCUUCUUCUUCUUCCUCACCUCGGCUAUUCAUACCACACCAGCCGCUACACUCGAGGGUCCACGCAUUUCGUCGUUCGCCGCUCCGAUGACCUUCCACGGGCCUCGGCGCCGCCGGUGUCCUGCUCGCCUAUCCCUUCCGGUGCGAGUAAUGGCAAGAAGCUACCUGUGCUGCACCGGCUGAAUCCAUGCUCCCCUCUCAAUGCCGGAGGGAAGCAGAGCACCACGUCGUCGGUGGACGUCUCCCACCGCGCCGGCCGCCGUCUCCGCUCCCUGUUCGCCGCCGUCCAGUCCGGCGACGACGCAGCGCCAGCCCCUGCGCCUGCUGCUGCAUCGGGCGGCGUCACCAUCCCCACCACCGGCACCCCCGAGCCCGGUGCGCCCGGCUUCCACGACUACACCGUCGUCGUCGGCUACGGCACGCCGGCGCAGCAGCUCGCCAUGGCGUUCGACACCGGCCUCGGCAUCUCCCUGGUGCGGUGCGCGGCGUGCCGCCCCGGGGCGCCCUGCGACGGCCUGGCGUCGUUCGACCCCUCCCGGUCGUCGACGUUCGCCCCCGUGCCGUGCGGCUCGCCGGACUGCCGGAGCGGCUGCUCGUCAGGGUCGACGCCGUCGUGUCCCCUCACGUCAUUCCCGUUCUUGUCCGGCGCCGUGGCUCAGGACGUGCUCACGCUCACGCCGUCGGCGAGCGUCGACGACUUCACGUUCGGCUGCGUCGAGGGCUCCAGCGGCGAGCCCUUGGGCGCCGCCGGGCUGCUCGACCUCAGCCGGGACAGCCGGUCGGUGGCAUCACGGCUCGCCGCCGACGCCGGUGGCACAUUCUCCUACUGCCUGCCGCUCUCCACGACCUCCUCCCACGGCUUCCUCGCCAUUGGCGAAGCCGACGUGCCCCACAACCGCACUGCUCGCGUGACGGCGGUGGCGCCGCUGGUGUACGACCCAGCCUUCCCUAACCAUUACGUCAUUGACCUCGCCGGCGUGAGCCUCGGCGGCCGCGACAUCCCGAUCCCGCCCCACGCCGCCACCGCGUCCGCCGCCAUGGUCCUCGACACGGCGCUGCCAUACACCUACAUGAAGCCGUCCAUGUACGCGCCCCUCCGCGACGCGUUCCGGCGCGCCAUGGCGCGGUACCCGCGUGCGCCGGCGAUGGGCGACCUGGACACGUGCUACAACUUCACCGGGGUGCGGCACGAGGUGCUGAUACCGCUCGUCCACCUCACGUUCCGCGGGAUCGGCGGCGGCGGCGGCGGCCAGGUCCUGGGUCUCGGCGCGGACCAGAUGUUCUACAUGUCGGAGCCCGGCAACUUCUUCUCGGUGACGUGCCUGGCGUUCGCGGCGCUGCCGUCCGACGGCGACGCGGAGGCGCCGUUGGCGAUGGUGAUGGGGACGCUGGCGCAGUCGUCGAUGGAGGUGGUGCACGACGUGCCGGGAGGGAAGAUCGGGUUCAUUCCGGGGAGCUGCUGAUCGAUUUGGUGAUCGAUCGAUGGAUUCAUACUUCAGUUUCGUCGCGAUUUCUUUGAUGUAUUGCUGUCUUCGUUCAUGCACGCGUACGUGCGCACCCAUAUAUGCGCGUGCACAAUAAGGCUCGAUCGAUAACGAAUAGAGCCAUCGUUCUCAUUUUGCUUUGAUUUCCUUGCAAGUUUGAUAUUGUAGCAUUAUUCUCCGAAGUUAACAGUUUCGACAACGGACAUUGUUUAUUUAGUGCAUCGAGGGCUUGUUUUUGGAUUGAAGCAGAUUUUGCCCUAUGAAAAUUUUGACAACUUCAACACUA
This is a messenger RNA of Oryza sativa Japonica Group (Japanese rice), 1845 nucleotides long. Its product is annotated as aspartyl protease family protein At5g10770. Gene Ontology annotation, biological process: proteolysis. Gene Ontology annotation, molecular function: aspartic-type endopeptidase activity. Lineage: Eukaryota; Viridiplantae; Streptophyta; Magnoliopsida; Poales; Poaceae. The record is from RefSeq and is a predicted model, not a curated record.